Molecule: messenger RNA, 1371 nt
Organism: Pieris macdunnoughi
Lineage: Eukaryota; Metazoa; Arthropoda; Insecta; Lepidoptera; Pieridae
Source: the annotation of a GenBank genome assembly
AUGGUAACUAAAGCUUUCCAGAGUGUCAGGCAAUUCUCCCGAACACCAUCGGUAUGGAACCUCUGCUGGCCCAGCAGUCAUUUCAGGCCGCAGUGCGUUCAGAGGACGGAACUGCUUAAUGGUAUCAAGGUAGCAGCUGCGAAGACAUCCGGCACCGCUGUUGCCGCCUGCACUAUAAUGUUUCAGGCAGGGUCACGUUUCGAGAUCAACGACGACUUUGGUGCGACUCACUUUAUUCGCGCAAUCUCACCAGCUUCUGGCUGCGCGUACACCGACUUCUCCAAAGCGCGAGUGUUGCAGCAGUUCGGUGCCCAUCUAACCUGCACCGCUACAAGGCAGUACAUCGCGUUCACAUUGACUUGCCCGCUGCCAUCGUUUAAGGAAACCAAAUAUUAUUUAUUAGAUACGGCUGCAAGAUCUAUGUACAAUGAAUGGGACAUCAAAGACUGUAUGCCUCACAUUCGAGACGACCUCUAUAGAAUUACAACUGAAGAGCGAGUCAUGGAUCUAGUCCAGCGUGCUUGUUGGGCAGGCUCCCUAGCAAAUUCCAUCUACUGUGAGGAAGAGAGAAUUGAAAGCAUGACACGGCUGAGGCUCUGCGGCUUCGUGUAUGAAAACUUUAAGUCCUCAUCAUGUUCUGUGGCGAGCGUUGGGGUGCCGUUUGAGGAAACCUUGAAGGUCGCUGACAAAAUUGAAAUGACACGGUAUAAACCUCCAGAACGUAAAGAAUUGCCGUCAAAUCCUCGCGCCGGGUUUGAGUACUAUGAGCUAGGGCCCGGCAGCGACACUUGCAUCGCUGCGGUUAUUCCCGGUUGUGGGGCCAGCGACUUGACAUGUUUAUUGAAACAUGCUAUAAUAGCUGCGGCCUGUGGUACGGGAUGUGUACAGUCCGGCCAACACGAUAUCGACUGUACCCCUCAGGGCCCGCUGGGACAUAUGGCUGGAGCCGACAUACAUACGAAAUUUCGUGCUUUUAAUAUAGCAUAUUAUGACACUGGAGUAUUUGGGAUAUUAUGCAACACUCGUGCGCAGACGGCUAACUCAUGUACGUGUGCGCUCGUUGAGUUUCUGUGCAACGUUGGGGAUUUGGAUUUCCGGCAGCUUGAAGUCGGAAAAAAAAGAUUAAAAAUGGAAUUGGCCCGUCAUGACGAAGAUGCGGCGGCAUCAGCAGAGGGCCUGGCUUUGCAGUUGGCUUGCGGCGUGCGCCUUGACGGUGUUGGGGAUGCGCUGGCGCUUAUCGACAAUAUUACCGUCGAUGACCUCUCUUGUGUAGCAAAGGCUAUAUCUAGUCGCCGAAAUGAUUUAGCUAUUGCAGUUGUUGGGGAUUGUGGUGCGGUACCACACGAUCAGGAGCUGUUCCAUCACCUAUAA